AUGGAUUUAGAAGCAACGAGAUUCUUCAAAGUUAUUUUGCCCUCAAUCACUUCCCUUCAAAAACUGAAGAUCCCCAACAAAUUUGUUAGAAGAUAUGGUCAUCAACUCUCCAAUGUUGUUAGACUUACUGAUUCUAUUGGUGCCCUUUGGUGUGUGAGACUGGAAAAGGUGGAGGAGUCUCUUUGGUUUAAUGACGGCUGGGAUAAGUUUGUUGAGGACCAUUCUGUCCGUUAUGGCUACUUUUUACUCUUUAAAUACACUGGAAAUUCAAAUUUUAAUGUUCAUGUAUUUGACUUGACAGCCACUGAGGUUUACUAUCCGCCAAAUGGUAAGCGUAAGUUUGAAAAAACAAAUACACAGAAGAAUUCUAUCUCUGAUGACUCUGUAAAAAGUUUAGAUCCCUUCACUGGUAAACCAUUGAUUCCCCCUAUAGUGGAAGAGCACAGUGAUGAUGACUCUGUUAAAAUACUAUCUUCCAUCGGUGGCAAACCAGUGGCCUGCCCCUCUAGAAAUGAAUUCAUGGGUAAUGCAACUAGUGAUCAUCAGACCAUGUAUGAGUUGUCUUUUUCUUCAACUGAAUUUGCCCAUAAAGUCAAAGGAGAUAAGGUAAAUUCAGCCGAGACAUCGAAAUAUCGGCAUCGUUAUCUAACACGAAGAAAAGUCAUGGCAUGUCAUGGCAAGUCAAAUACAUCUCAACCCACUAAACGAGUCUUAGAUAAAUCACUUCACCUCAACAAAAGCAAACCUAAGAAUCCCAUAACCAAGAAUGUUGGAGAGGCAAUCCCAUGUACUGAAGCCAAUCAGAAAGCUAAGUCAAGAAAAUUUUUGCCCAAGAAUCCUACGUUUACUGUCGUGUUGAAACCAUACAAUCUGUCAGGAAAGAUAUUGUGCAUGCCACCCGCAUUUCUUGCGCAUCUUUCAAGUUCUCUAAAGAGCCUUGAACUUCAUGAUUGUGAUGGUAAGAAGUGGCUGCUUAGCGUCGUCCAUCUAAGAGAAGGUAAGGUUUUGGUUUUGAACCAAGGAUUGGUGACAUUUAUUAAGGAAAAAAAACCUCAAGGCUGGAGAUACUUGUGUCUUUGA
This is a messenger RNA of Olea europaea var. sylvestris, 1080 nucleotides long. RefSeq names its product B3 domain-containing transcription factor VRN1-like. Bases 1 to 1080 code for a protein of 359 amino acids. The record is from RefSeq and is a predicted model, not a curated record. The transcript has 4 exons. Lineage: Eukaryota; Viridiplantae; Streptophyta; Magnoliopsida; Lamiales; Oleaceae. Gene Ontology annotation, molecular function: DNA binding.